AUGAAGGACGACGCAUGCGCAACGCAUAGUCGACUGCCUCUUGCUCCCCCUGACAAGAAGCCGAAGAAGUGUCGUGCACGGGAAUAUGGAAGCCGCGAAACUGGUCGCCAAACCUUUGCCUCCCGCGAACCCCCUCGACGAGGAACUCGCUGCUUCUCUGCGGGUUGGGGCGAAGAGACGAUUCGUUCUCGUCGACUUUCGAAACUCGCACGGACAGUAGAAGGGCAGCGAGACGCAGGCAGCGAGGGCAGGGAAGAGUCGCGUGGGAGACCGGGUUGUCAGGGAGUCGCGGAGGCGAGGCAAGGAGAAAACGUGGAGGCAGACGUUCCUCGGAGGAAUCUUCACAGACUUGCAAGGGAGGUUCGGCGAACACGAGGGCAACGGGCAAAUACCGACGAGAGCGGAGGAAAGCAAGAGACCGAGGAAUCAGAAUUUCGCAGUCACUCACUUCCUUCGGGGUCUCUGUCAGCGGUGACUCGGCUGUCUGCCAGCCGUCUGCAGGCGAGAACCUCGGAUGGAAAGUCAACCGCUUCGAUGAAAACUACCAAAAUAGGAGGAAGGGAGAAUACGCCUGGAGAACCAAUUCGCCGCUCUGCGUCGGGUCGCCUGUUGCGCGCGUCUGCCUCUGUGUCGCUGUCUUGUGUCUCCGCUGGGGUAUCUCCGGCUCUCUCGUUCUCCUACCCGCUGCUUCCCGCCCUGUGCACGCCGAGGGCCCAGUCGCGAUCGAGCUGCGGAGACAAACCGAGUCCGCAUAAGCUCUUUCGUGCUCGCCGUCUCAUCUCGCUCUCGCCUCGAGCUAGCGACCAGGGGAGUCGCGCGGCAAAGGUGGCACCUAGUGGCGAGGCGUCUCCCAGCGCUCCCCGUCGUUCUUCUCUCCGCUCGUCUGUCUCCCGGUUGCAGGACCAAGCGAGAAAGAAGGCGAAGGACAGGAAGAAGUCUCUUCCCGGCUCCACGAUUUGUCCGAGACCCCUUGCUACGACUGAGAAGAAGGACGGCGCAGGAGCGAGGUCGCUUGAAGCGCUUCCGCGGAAGUUGAGAACGAGACCUUCUUCGAUUACCACAGAACAGUCUUCUUCUGCGGAACGUGCACAAAACAGAAAAGGCAACACAUGCAAAGUACCACAUUUACAUGACUCAAAUGCCUCUCGAAACGGUCGACACACACUGGCUGGUUCCUCGUCGUACUCGUCUUGUUCAGCGUCGGCCCGACCCCGGCGGCAAUCUACUGGAGUUUCGCGAGCCGACGAAGAGAGCAAGGGGAAGAGGGAGAAGCGUGGAAAAGCCGAGCUGGGUGCGAAGCCAGGCUGUAGUCAGAACGGAGAGAAAGAAAAGGAAAGCAAACGCAAGAACCCUCGGGAGGGAGGCGAGAUCCUGAGUCCUCGUUUGCCUUCAGGUCAUCGUCAGCCGCAAGCCCCACGGCGGGACGGUCGUCCCCAGCGUCAGUUACGCAGCCAUGAUACCAAGCACGAAAAUCCAACUCCCAUUUCCACACGGGAUCCGACUUUCCCCUCUGUCCUUCCCAGCCUCACUGCACUUGCCGCUGCGUCCGUGGCGUCCCAAACUGUCUCCCUUCCGCCUGCCGUCGGCGUCUCGGAGACUGAGCGAAGGGCUGCGUCGCCCGGGGCUAGGACCCAGGCGCUCGGAAACCGAUCAGACACGUUUAUCACUCUCGAUGCUGGAGUUACGACGGGCAGAAGCCUCACUGCAUCUUUUCAAGCAGACAGCAAAGGUGUCUUGCCAGUGGUUCGCAAACCCGUGCAGGCAGUGCCGUCUCCACAGCCGCAGAUGCCCAGUGCGGGAUGGGAGUCGGCUUCGCUGGCUGCUCACCAGACACUUCAUGGCCCUGAGUCCCUUUCGGAAAGAAGAGAUAUACCUGGAGGCCCUUGGUCUGAGAGGGCAGGCAGCGGAGACCUGAAAUCGAGGAUAGUGGAUCUUCCUCUGCUGCGUGGAACCGGUGGGCCUUCGCCGAUAGCUUCCCAUCCUCUUGCGGGUUCUUUUUUAGCGGAGAUGCGUCUUCAGAUGCAGCUGAAACAGCAGCAGGCUCAGCAGCUUCUAUCGUCGGCUCUGGGUUCCUCGCUGCUGUCCUUUCCAGCUUCGUUCCAGCUGUCGCCGUCUGUGGAUUUUUCGUCUGCACUGUGUCCUACGGCACCCCACACGGGGCUCGAUCAAACUGGAGAGGGACACACGGCCUCACAAAGAGUGCUUCCGUCUUGUUUGGGUGCGUCAGUUGUGUCCGAAGCUGUUCCCUCGGAGUUUCCUCUGCUCACGCAUGCAGGCCGCAGCCACACCGCUUGGCCGCCAGCGGUGUUCGGACCCGUGUCGAUGCCUGUAUCUCUGGGUCCUGAGGCGAACGAGAGCUUGCUCUCACCGUCUCCAUUUCAUGGCGCGGAUACUGGAGGCGACUAUCCGCCGGUCAAGGGCCUAUCCUUCGCGCCGAAAGGAACACCUGUCUCUUUGCGAGGACAGACGUUUCGAGCGAAAGACGAUCUCUGGGUAGUAUCCUUCGUUCCAAAACGGCGACGACUCGAGGGGUCUCGACGUCAGUGUCAACGCAGACGGGCCUCGUGCCUUUCGUCUUCGGUGUCUCUCUCUUCUUUGUCGUCGUCACCCGACUCCAUUUCCGGUAACCGGAUCUUGGGGAAUGGAGGCCGGGGUGGUGAGACACAGCGGAAGAGCCGAGAGGACGCGCAGGAUGUCUCGCGAGGUCGAUGCCCAAAGCAGACAGGUGCGAAGGAGACAGAUGUGAAUUCCUCAAAGACAACACAUGUGGACUCCACAAAGGAGACAGCAGACGAUUCCGUAAGGGAGACGGGUGGAGCGCGACAGAAUGGUGAGACGCUGCGCAGCUCCCAAAGGUUGCGGCAGGGAACAGAGGGAUUUCUGAAAGAAAACGAGAAGAGCAAAACUGAGCCCACGGAGACAAGUGGGUCUGAUGAUUACCUAGGGAACUUAGCACCCGGAGCGGUGGAAGGGGGAAAUGAAAAAUCCCGGACGAGCGAAGCAUGGCAUAACACCGAGGAGAGCAAUAAGAACGAAACGUCAACUUCAUUUUCGGCGCACGGUGCGGCAAGCGUUGACGGAACCGCCGGCGUAGAGAGAGACAGAGUAAACGCGGCAGAUGGACAAGGUGGGGCGGAAGAAAAUGAGGAGGAAGAACAGUGUUGGCAAACAUUUGGAGUGCAAGAGUACGGCGGCGAAGAGACUGCUCGCGAAGCCGCUCUUCUGUUCAUGUUGAAGUUCAGUAGAGACGGAGUCGUCGUCCUCGAUGGUCUCACACAGGAUAAUGUGGAGGCUUUGAGCCACCCCACGGAGUCCACCGAUGAGGAGGAUUGGGAGGACGAAGAGCAUGAGGAAAACGGGGAAGUUGUAGACACGGAAGAGGAGGCAAGGGCGGAAGGACGGGUGGAGGCGGAGCUUGUCAUGAAGAGCGAUGGAAACGAGGAGGCAGCUGCUGAAGACCGGGGAGCCGCGCGUACAGGGAAAGCGACGAAGAGAAGGGAAACAAGGAGGUCUGUAGGGAACAACAGAGAAAGCCGGGAUUUCUGGUCAGAGUGGAUCUUCGAUGACCGCGGGUUGUCUCGGCGAAUUCUCGGCUCGUACACAACUCCGAUUUCGGGGCUGUCUGAGGAGUCGCGCUUUUGUGCCCUUCCCCAACAAGGACUUUGUGGAGACGUCGCACUCCCAGGCAGGAAACGAGGGCGACCAAGGAAGGGCAAACACCGCUCCUCGUCUGUAAUUGUGGUCAAGAAAGGGAGACGUUCCUGGAACCGCGGAUCUUCGUUGCCAUUUGCCACGCUUGCUCGAGGCGCGAGUCGACCCGCCUGUCUCCGCACUCGCCCUCUAGCGGCGCCUCGCAGGGGAUCUGCGGCCGUUGCUGGGGAUCAGGCGCUUCAUCGAAAGCGACGCAAACUGUUGACGCUGUCGCUCGUGGCCGCGGUUUCCGAGGCAGGCUGCGGAAGGAGCGACGCAUGCGCACGCGACGCAAGAGAGGUCGAGGGGCGCCUCUCCUCCACCGAGGAGGAGAAUCCACUAAAGGUUUUCAGGGAUAGGCUGUACGCGGUGCUGGGCAGAGACGUUGAAGACACCGGAAGGCGGGUCGAUACCAGAGAAGUAGUGAAAGGCCAAGUUUCCGGCGCCAACACAAGGGUCGGAGAGCUUCUCUGUCGCAACCACCUGAUGACGGGCAGCUUCGUCCCAACAGGAGAUGGGUGGCUUCUCGACAGCGUCGACGACCUCGAAAGAGAACCUUUCUCAGCCGAACCCCUCUCCUCGGCGUGGUAUUUGAUGCAAGUGAAGCUGCAUGCGCUGAAUCUCUCUCCCCAACAACCGCUGAGUGUGCGUGGGGCGCAGGACCUCUUGGACUCGCACGACGCUUGCUACUUCCACAGUCCGUAUUCGCAGGGAAAUUUUCUUCAUCGUCUUCACAGUCGCUUCGCUUCUGAAGCUAGCGCACCUGCACCGCAGCCUGUCGGGUCGCCUUCAAUCCAUGUCCAGCUCCCGCCUUCCAGCCUCGAUUCGCUUUCCGUCUCGCAUCUGCUACCCGGGAGCCCAUUUUUCGAUAGCCAGCCACCUGGGCGGUUUUCUCAACUCGCGCAGAUGAGUGGAAGUCUAGGUGGACGUUCCGCGAAUGCGGCGGAAAGGGUGUUCCCUUUUAACUCUCUGUCAGGGCCGUCCGUGUCUUGCGUACCUCCUGUAUCUGCCCAGACAAUACCUCUUUCCUUCUUAGCAUCAAAAUCAGUCCGCGGUGGUGCCCCGGGUUUCCCUACUUCGUUUCCGUCUCCUUUAGCUCCUGGGGGGACCACAGAGCUUAGCGCACCGGCAACUGUUGUCGCCUCUGCGCACGCAUCCCACGGGUUUCUGGCACCGAUGACAACUCCUCAUUCACUGAUGGAGAAGUUAGCUCAGGUGCAUCUGGAGUCGCCUGUGCAAACGAAGGUCGAUUUCUCUGCCGUUACGGAUCUUCGCGCGUCUGGAAAGUCGCCAGAAAACCCGGGCGCCGCGGCGCUCAUACCCGAACCUGUUGGACCUUCCUUCCCUUUUUCUGCUGUCACUCGGGAGCUCUUGGCUCGACUCCUGCUGCAGCGGAGGCAGGGUGGGGGCGCGCAAGUGCUCGUAGGAGCGGAGGAGAGAGAGGCAUCUUUGGUAUCUUCUCCAUCUGCGGUACAGCGGGAGAAGAGAACGGGCGAAGCUUCUCCCACACAGUGGCAAGAGACGUCCGAGCGCUUCAAGAUUGACGGCAUGAAAACCGGGAAAGAAUCGCGGCUUUGUCAGUCGAGUGGGAGGCCGCUGGACGUUUCAUGUCCGUCUCAACAGGAGGCGAAUCGGAGGGAGAGCACUUCGUGUGUGCGCGUUCCGGCGAUUUACGAGCACGGAGGCCGUGUAGAGCCGUCGUCCAGGGAGAAAAGACAGGUUCCGGAAGAACCGCUCGGAUCUCAGGAGUCGGGGCAAAACUCGUUCGUCGCUUUCUCUGUUCCGUCGGGUGUCUCAAAGGGAACGCUUCACCACGUACCUCGGCCGGCGGCUUUGAAGAACAUGAGACAGGCCCAGGGAGACGAGGGGUGUCAGCCGGAUUCGGAGCGCCUCAGCUACACGGAGACGGCGCACAUGCAGUUGCCUCAGUCAGACGAAGCGCAGAAGACAGGGGGAUUGGCGGAAGAGGCUGGGAGUUCGGGGCAUGUUGGGUCAGGGAGAAAGAAAAGAGGUGGGGAGAUGCGGAAGGCAGUACGGCAGGCGACGGAGGAAGACCAGCUGCGCUCAGAGUUGAUGGCAAAGCAGAGGGAGUUGAUUGCUCAGUCGCAGUUGCUGGAGCGAGAGAAGGUUUUGUUUUCAGUGGAGCAGGGCAACUGGCCUGAGAAGCGGAAGGAGAGGUUCCAGGCGCACCUCAUAGAGAAACAACGCGAGCUGCUUCAGUCCAUUGAGAGGCAGAAGGAACGUCUGUUGCAGACUCAGCUGGCAGAGAAACAGAAAAGAAAUCUGCGUCUUGCUCAGGCGGAGACAGACAUGCGGACAGGAGAGCCGGUCCCCAACUCGCAUGCAGAAAAUCAGGACAACGCGACUUGUGGGCGAGGCUCUUCUCCACAAGGGCGAAGGGGCGGGCGGCGCCUGACGUCGUUGGGCCUGUGGGCGAUCCAGAGCGAGGUCAAAUCUGGCCAACCUCAGAUGAAGGAAAACGUUAGGGAAGGGGUAGAUCUUGACGCACGGCCUCAGGCAAAGAAAGGGGAAUUUCUUCAUUUCAGCGGUUCAGUGUGUGCCACAGCGAAGCGAGGUGACGGCACUCUGCUUCAGUCCGAAGAAAUGAAAGAAAGAUGCGAAAGCUGUAAGGUGUUUGUUAAUCAGAAAAAUGCGCCGUUGGAAGCCGAGGGACAACCGAUAGUGGGAAAUCUUGACUCGAACGCGAAACAGUCCACAAUUUGUCUUCUGCAGUCUCGGACCACAGAAACGAAGGGGAAAGCUGCGGAGCUCAAGGCGCAGCUGAGAGAGAAGGAAACGGAGCUUGAGCUGGUCUCCGCAUGCACGCAAAAAUCCAAGGAGAAGUGCAGACCGAGCGCCAAGCUAGACACAGACUUGGCCCAGCCUUGUGGUGGCCGCGUUCUGUGGGAAAAGCCUACAGAGAACAGAGCGACCGGCGAGUCGACAGACUGCAAGGUGAGAGAGGAGAACUUUCCUUUUCAGUUAAUAAGCAUGGAGACACCUCAGGGUUUUGAGCUCCAGAGAAAGGUGUUGCAUGGCGCUCAAGAAGACCAGGAACAACCGAAUGAAAUGGCGAUGCAGGCCGCUCUAAUGUCACCCACUGAAACACACCAGAGAACAGACAGUUUGGUUUCUCCUGCUGGAAGGCUGCCGUCAGCGACAGAACGACAGACAGCCUCGGUGGUCGGCGAGAAGGGUCCAUGA
Messenger RNA from Toxoplasma gondii ME49, 6894 nucleotides. RefSeq lists its product as hypothetical. The record is from RefSeq and is a predicted model, not a curated record. Bases 1 to 6894 code for a protein of 2297 amino acids. Lineage: Eukaryota; Apicomplexa; Conoidasida; Eucoccidiorida; Sarcocystidae. The transcript has 2 exons.